This is a messenger RNA of Cordyceps fumosorosea ARSEF 2679, 1494 nucleotides long. RefSeq names its product PH domain protein. The record is from RefSeq and is a predicted model, not a curated record. The transcript has 2 exons. Lineage: Eukaryota; Fungi; Ascomycota; Sordariomycetes; Hypocreales; Cordycipitaceae. Bases 1 to 1494 code for a protein of 497 amino acids.
AUGGCUUCCCCUGUCUCGUCCACGCUGCCCUCGCGCACAGCUACCGGCAUGAGCCUCGAAGAUGCCGUCCCCAACGUGGACCCCACGACCACCGCAGGACUCCUCGCCGAGCGCCUCCAGGCGUGGAAGCACGCCGUCGGCUACCUCGAGGACUACAUGUCCGCCGUCGAGAAGAUCCACGGUCGACACGCCAAGGAGUACGAAAAGGUGCUGAAGACGGUGUCGAGCCCGCUGAAGGAGGGACACCACUUUGACCAGUCUCUCGGCGGCAUCGCUGGCUUUUUCGAGAACCUACGCGCCAACACGCAGGCCAUGAUCAACACCAACCUCGAGACCGAGAAGAGCAUCAAGGGCUCCGUCCUUCCCAUACUCGAGCGUCUGCACAAGGAGAUCAAGCACAAGGCCAAGGAGCUCGACUCCGGCGCCUACUCCGGCGCCAAGGAGGUCGAGAAGCUACGCAACACCACCCAGAAGCACAUUGAGCUGCUCGGCCAGCAGACGGCCGCCUUCGAUUCGGCCGGCGGCAAGCUGGCCGCUGGCGCCGACGACCCCUACGUCGUCUACCGCGGCGUCCUCCACCGCCUCUCCAACCAGGUCCUCGCCGAGAACAACCACACCAACGAUCUCAUCUCUGUGCAGAACAACUUUGCGGCCUUUGAGGCGCAUAUCAUCGAGGUGCUCCAGGAGGCCGUCGGCGCGCUCGUCCAGCUCAGCGCGGGCCAGGCGGAUAAGAUCCGAGCGCUGCACGCCGACGUGCUCGGCACCGUGCAGUGCGUGCCCAAGGACUUCGAGUGGGCCAACUUCUCCGUCCGCUGCGCCGACCGCCUCGCCGACCCGGCCGACCCCGCGCGCUCCGUCGACGCCAUCAACUUCCCCAACAUGGCCCACGCCGCCACCCGCCCGCUCAUAGAGGGCUCGCUUGAGCGCAAGUCGCGCAACAAGCUGUCCUUUGGCUACUCGACCGGCUACUACGUCGUCACCCCGUCCAAGUUCCUCCACGAGUUCAAGGACUCGGACGACGCCCGCCAGGACCCCAAGCCGGAGCUGUCCAUCUACCUGCCCGACGCCGUCAUCGGCGCCCCCUCCGGCGACAAGUUCAACAUCAAGGGCCGCGACAAGAGCAAGACGUUCUCCAGCAAGCUCACCGGCAGUUCCGAGUUCGCCUUCAAGGCCCACACGGCCGCCGACGCGCAAAAGUGGUUCAACAUCGUCCGCGGCGUCUGCGGCGCCACCGGACCCGCGGAGCCCAACUCGCCCGUGUCGCCAAGCUCGCCCGCCUCCGUCGCCUCGCCCACCGUCGCCUCGCCCUCGUCUGCCACGAACCCCAAGGACGACGCGCUCGCGCUCAACGCGCCGUCGGCCGUGUCGCAUAAGGACCAGGAGAGCGGCGUCACCAGGAGCGUCUCCGGAGCCUCGGCCAAUCCUGUCCCGGCGGCGGCCACGACGGCCGCGAGCGAUGAGAAGAAGAAGGUGGCUGAACCCGACUUCUCUUGA